Molecule: messenger RNA, 1391 nt
Organism: Theobroma cacao (cacao)
Lineage: Eukaryota; Viridiplantae; Streptophyta; Magnoliopsida; Malvales; Malvaceae
Product: signal peptide peptidase
Biological process (GO): membrane protein proteolysis
Cellular component (GO): cytoplasmic side of endoplasmic reticulum membrane; membrane; lumenal side of endoplasmic reticulum membrane
Molecular function (GO): aspartic endopeptidase activity, intramembrane cleaving
Source: RefSeq, a predicted model, not a curated record
AAAUCUUUUUCCUUUCCCCCCCCCCUGCCCCCUCUCUCUCUCUCUCUCUUUUCUUAGCUCUCAUUUCCGGCAUCUCCGAUCUGUAAAACUCCAUCGACCGUUUGAGAGAGAAAGAGAGAAAAUACGAUUAAAGUUUCUUUUUGUGGCUAAAAGGACGCUGUUGUAUUAGAAUAAGCAACGGCGACGACGAUGAAAAACACUGAAAGACUCGCCAAUUUGGCUUUAGCAGGGUUGACAUUGGCACCACUUGCUGUGAAGGUAGACCCCAACUUAAAUGUUAUCUUGACUGCAUGCCUCACAGUAUAUGUUGGCUGCUAUCGAUCUGUCAAGCCAACUCCACCAUCGGAGACAAUGUCUAACGAGCAUGCUAUGCGUUUUCCCUUUGUUGGGAGUGCGAUGCUGUUAUCACUUUUCUUACUGUUCAAGUUCUUAUCAAAAGACUUGGUUAAUGCAGUAUUGACAUGUUAUUUCUUUGUGCUUGGAAUCAUCGCUCUUUCGGCAACAAUUUUACCUGCCAUAAAACGCUUCUUGCCAAAGCAUUGGAAUGAGGACCUUAUCAUUUGGCGUUUUCCAUACUUUCGCUCUUUGGAGAUUGACUUCACAAGAUCUCAGAUUGUAGCUGCAAUCCCUGGAACUUUUUUCUGUGCAUGGUAUGCUUCACAGAAGCAUUGGUUGGCUAAUAACAUUCUGGGCCUUGCAUUCUGCAUUCAGGGAAUUGAGAUGCUUUCUCUUGGGUCUUUCAAGACUGGUGCCAUUCUCUUGGCUGGGCUUUUUGUAUAUGAUAUUUUCUGGGUUUUCUUCACUCCUGUAAUGGUUAGUGUUGCGAAGUCUUUCGAUGCUCCUAUAAAGCUUUUGUUCCCAACAGCAGACUCUGCACGACCAUUUUCCAUGCUUGGACUUGGUGACAUUGUGAUUCCUGGUAUUUUUGUAGCACUAGCACUAAGAUUUGAUGUAUCUAGGGGGAAAGAGAGUCAGUAUUUUAAGAGUGCAUUUUUGGGAUACACAGUGGGAUUGGUCCUCACGAUUGUUGUCAUGAACUGGUUUCAAGCUGCACAGCCUGCACUUUUGUAUAUUGUACCAGCUGUCAUUGGAUUCUUGGCUGCUCACUGUAUAUGGAAUGGAGAAGUAACACCGUUAUUGGAGUUUGACGAGUCGAAGACUGGUGUUUCAUCUCAGGAAGGUAGCGAUGACAAAUCUAGCAAGGUGGAAUGAGUUAAAAUGCACCCCACCCAGACACAGAAACUGUUUUGGCUUGAGACGGAAAUAGUGUUUCUUUUAAGGUCCAAUCUUUGGCUAACUUGUUCUACUACUGCAAAACCAUUGUUAACAGAUUUUGGAAUUAAGCGAGAAAUAAUACUUGGCCUUUAAAGCAACAUAUCACUUUCAUUACA